UGCAGCCACUGUCGUAAAAGUCGCUCGGUCGUGACGGAGCUCUCCUGGCAAGCAGCUUGCAAGAAAUAGCCAUGUACAAGGGAGUCUUUGACGUUAGGCAGAAACGAGCGCAUCGGCGAUAAACGACACUGUGCAGGAAGAUCCUUCAACAGUUUGUCUUUGAGUUCCCAGUGAAACCUGGCGGUGUGGAUUUUGUCCCCGGUGGAAACGAGCAGAGAGUAACACUUGGCAUCCUUAUGGACGGUUCCAAACAACCGCUGCACUUCUUCUUUUCCUCCUUUCCCGGGUUGGUUGUCGUGGAUUUUAAAGUAAACAGUCUCUCCAUCCACGUCCACGGAGAAAACACGAGAGGACCACCGGGAGAGAAGUGCCAUGGUCCGCCUUGACAUCGCGUGUGUGUGUGUUACGGUUUUCAGACUUCAGGCUGCCUGCGGAAGGGAAAACGAAAGUAAACACUGGGCUGGAAACGAAACUUUGGCCUCAGCCUGGAAGAUGUUACGCAAUCGCCCUCAAGCCAAACAUGUUUACAACACUAUAUCGGCCAACCACAGUAUUUCAAGAUACUAGUUUAUGUGAAAAACAAAAAAAAAGAUAGGUGAAAAACUCCAAUCACUAAAGAUUGAUGAAUUUAAUCUCUCUCAAAAGUGUUUUUUUAAUGUAUUUUAUUUAUAUUUAUUACUUAUUGAAGUUUAUGCACUGAACAGCAUGGUGAACUAGUGGUUAGCAUGACUGCCUCACUGCUCUGAGGUUUGGAGUUGAAAUCACAGCUAUGGCCAUCCUGUGUGUGGGUUUGCAUGUCUUUAGUAUGUGCCUUGGAAUAAACUGGCAACCAGUCCAAGGUGUACCCCUCCCCCAAAGUGUGGGACAGGUUCCAGUUUACCCGCGACCCUAAUGAGGACAAGCGCUAUGGAUGGAUGUUGAUUGACUAUGCGUUAUCUUGGCUGGUUAGAUAUUCUGAGUAUAUGUACAUGGUGUGUCAUUGUGGGAACGAGCCUCUUAUAUUAGUUUCCUGAACAGAAGAAAAUAUAUAAUCUAAAAAUAACCAGAAGUAUUCAUAAUGACCAAUACACUUCUGUUUGUCACAUAUACUUGUGUAGCAUGCAGUGAAAUGUGCCUCAUAACCACAUACAAAUAAGACUGUGCAUGACAUGAAAAAGGCAAAUGGUGGUAAAGCUCUUAACAUGUCUGCUUUGCAGUGAGUGGAAUUUUCAUAUUUAUUACCAGUCAAGAAAAUGGGUGGAAGGAAGUUUGGUCAAACUACACAACCUGUUCAAUGUUCAACCUUGCAGAAAAUGGAAAAAGUAAAAAAAUUAUUCCGUAUAUAGCUUUAAUGAUUUUCAGUUUUGCUAAAGGACAGUAUUAAAAGCUUGGGGUGCCCAAAGAGUAGCUACUCUAUAUAUACAUUUCAGUUUAGCGCAUAUCUGCUCACAGUGCCAGCAGUUAGUUUCAUUUUCAUUGUUUGAAAACAGAAACGAUGAGGCUAGUCAGCUGAUCUUCCCGGCUCUAUUUAAGUAGCAGUGCUGAGUAAAACAUCACCACAGUGGGUUGUUUGGAACCGUCCAUAACUGAGAGUGAGACAGCUGCUCGGAAAAUUAAUAUGUCCUCUGUUUUUACAGGUCCUUUGCUGCUCAUGCAGUUCUGCAUCAGAACUAUCCUCUCCUUUUGUAUUAGUGUAUUGGACAGAACUUUCUCCUUGACCAAAGGAACCGUUGCAGGACCGGGAUCCGACCCAGAUGUCAUCAAAGCCAGUCCAAAUGCUGUGACUCCGACCAGUGUAAACUACCAUUUUACACGCAAGUGUAACUACAAGUGUGGAUUUUGCUUUCAUACGGCUAAAACGUCCUUUGUGCUACCUCUGGAGGAAGCCAAGUGGGGCCUCAAACUACUGAGGGAUUCCGGUAUGGAAAAAAUCAACUUCUCUGGAGGAGAGCCAUUCUUGCACGAAAAAGGAGACUUUCUUGGAAAGUUGGUCCAAUACUGCAAACAAGACUUGCAACUUCCAAGUGUCAGCAUAGUCAGCAACGGCAGCAUGAUCAAGGAACAGUGGUUCCAGAAAUAUGGCGACCAUCUUGACAUCCUGGCCAUAUCGUGUGACAGUUUUGAAGAAGCUACCAACCAGCUGAUUGGCCGAGCUCAAGGCAGAAAGAGCCACCUGAACAAUCUCUCCAAGAUCCAGAACUGGUGUCAGCAAUAUAAAGUGGCCUUUAAAAUAAAUUCAGUCAUCAACACCUUUAAUGUGGACGAGGACAUGACGGAUCACAUCAUUCAGCUCAACCCAGUCCGAUGGAAGGUGUUCCAGUGUCUUCUGAUUGAUGGUGAGAAUGCAGGCGAGAAAGCCCUGAGAGAAGCAGAGAGGUUCACCAUCAGCGACCACCAAUUUCAGGAGUUUCUGGACAGACACAGUAGUAUUUCGUGCCUGGUUCCUGAGUCCAAUGAGAAGAUGAGGAAUUCUUACUUGAUCUUGGAUGAAUAUAUGCGUUUCCUCGACUGUCGAGAGGGUCGAAAGGACCCAUCCAAGUCCAUCCUUGAUGUUGGCGUGAGCGCGGCCAUCAGCUUUAGUGGAUUUGAUGAGAAAAUGUUUCUAAAACGGGGAGGGAAGUAUGUGUGGAGCAAAGCUGAUAUGAAGCUGCAGUGGUGAAGUUAUACCACCCAAGGAUAUUAAAUUGUAUGGACAGAGUGCAAGCAUUUUUUCUUAUUUUUUUCUUGUGAUUUCCACUUCUUUUUAUCAUUAGCACUGUCUUUUGCUAUGCAAAGCAGGGUAACUUAGACUCAAUAUGUUUAAACCAGUAACCCUCAGUGUUGUUAAUGGUUGACCUAUGAUAUAUAUAUAUAUAUAUAUAUAUAUGAAUAUAUUUUUAGGAUCCUACAUGUGUUGUGAUUUCAGGGUAAAAAUUAAUAAAACUGCCAAGAAAAAUA
Molecule: messenger RNA, 2916 nt
Organism: Phycodurus eques (leafy seadragon)
Lineage: Eukaryota; Metazoa; Chordata; Actinopteri; Syngnathiformes; Syngnathidae
Gene: rsad2
Product: radical S-adenosyl methionine domain containing 2
Exons: 6
Coding region: 1598-2638 (346 amino acids)
Biological process (GO): positive regulation of immune response; defense response to virus
Cellular component (GO): lipid droplet; endoplasmic reticulum; mitochondrion
Molecular function (GO): 4 iron, 4 sulfur cluster binding; catalytic activity
Source: RefSeq, a predicted model, not a curated record